Molecule: messenger RNA, 1769 nt
Organism: Trichogramma pretiosum
Lineage: Eukaryota; Metazoa; Arthropoda; Insecta; Hymenoptera; Trichogrammatidae
Exons: 4
Coding region: 272-1366 (364 amino acids)
Biological process (GO): DNA catabolic process
Cellular component (GO): cytoplasm
Molecular function (GO): nucleic acid binding; 3'-5'-DNA exonuclease activity
Source: RefSeq, a predicted model, not a curated record
CCGAAUGCACUCGGGUUUCAAAAGUUUCAAAAAUUUUACGAGAAAACUAGUGGGUAUUCGCCUAUGCAGCGAGACAUAAAUAGGUUGGAAAAUGCGAUAGAUUCAUAAUUGGCGUAGGAGUGUACUAAAAAAGUUUAUCAGCGCAAUGUAAUCACUUAUCAUCGUGCUAAGCGAAUCUUGGUAUAUAUGUGAAGAUUCGGAACUAGUAUUAUUCUACGAGUGAUAGCUUCAAGUGCUCAACUGUUUGAUAAAUAAGACGUCUUUGUCAAAAAUGUCUUCUGACGCUGGUGAACAACUUUACAACAAAAUUGACACGUUCGUGUUCUUUGAUUUGGAAACAACGGAUUUGAUAAAAGGCUCUUUGAUGCCGAGAAUCCUGGAAUUAUCAAUGGUGGCUGUAUCCAGAAAUUCAUUGCAAUCUGAUAAGAGAAACAGAAUGGCAUUGCCUCGCGUAAUGCAGAAGCUCACACUGAUUUUCAAUCCGAUGCAACCAAUCAAUUAUCAUGCUUCAAUGGUUUCAAACUUGUGGAUCGAUAAUUUGCAAAGCUUGAAACCAUUCGAUCAAAAUGCUUACAACACAAUAAUGGAAUUUCUCAAUAGAUUACCAGGUAUAAUUUGUUUUGUUGCGCACAAUGGCAGGAACUUUGAUUACCCAGUAUUUUUAUCAGAACUUGAAAAAAUUCAACAAAAUAUACCAGACAGCAUCUUAUGUGUGGAUUCCUUUGAUGCCUUCAAAGAAUUUUUCACUGAUGCACCAAAUUUACCAGAUCCACCAAUGGUACCACAAGGUUACGAUGAAGUGGAUGAAGAAGAAAUGGAAAGAAUGAAUCACUCAAAUAUAUCAAUUGAUGAUAAUUGGGAUGGUGCUUUAUGCAUGGCAAUGGAUGCAUAUGAACUCAAUUCUCCUGGAAAUAUGGAGAUCACUCGCAGAGAAACAUGUUCCAAUAAUUCAGAUGGUAAGGAUGUAUUAGAUGCUAUUACAAAUAAAAGUUCAGAGGCAAACACUUCAAAUAGUACACCAGCAAAAUCAAAUACUUCAAAUAACAUGCAAGAAUUGAAUGAAACUACACCUUCAAAUCAAAUGAUUAGAUCUUCUAUGAAUUCUGCUCUAACACCCUGUAAAAAGUUAAAUAAUGCUAGAAGAGUGUUAAAUUAUGGUAAUACAAAGCCAAAAAAUUUUAAGCUUUGUUCAUUGCAUGAGUACAUGACUGGUCAAGAAGCUGAAAAUCAGCACAGUGCUGAAGGUGAUUGUAUUAGUAUGUUGCGAUGCAUGUGUCAAAUGGGUAUUUAUUUUGCUGAAUGGGCAGACUCAGCAGCUGUGUCAAUGAAUUACAUUAAAAAAACACGUCAAUUAAGGAUGACAUAAAACAAAAUCCUAAUCAUGGAACUAUUCUAAAUUUAACUAGUACAGUUAUGAAGAAUUUUAUAAGUAUUUAAAAUUUUUUAAAAAUAAUUUUAUAAAUGUGAUGAAACGAGAUUAUAAAAAUCUAUUAAGUAUGGAGAGAAGUUUAUAAGAUUUUAAAAUUAUUAUAUUAAGUCAUGAGUUUACACUCUGGUUGACACCAAAAUCUAUAUUAGUAUGGAAACAAUUAUAUUUUUGCACGAAUUAAAAAUACUUUGAUCCUAUAAUUAAUCAUAAGAAAUAAUAUUCUCAACUAAAAAUAAACUAUACGAAUACAAGCAUGAAAACAUGUAUUAAUAUUUUAUAAUGUAAUUAUAAAAAGAUGUUUAUCGACGUAAAUUGACAAAAUAUAUUAAGACAAAAAUAA